Molecule: messenger RNA, 1181 nt
Organism: Spinacia oleracea (spinach)
Lineage: Eukaryota; Viridiplantae; Streptophyta; Magnoliopsida; Caryophyllales; Amaranthaceae
Product: urease accessory protein F
Exons: 3
Coding region: 240-965 (241 amino acids)
Molecular function (GO): nickel cation binding
Source: RefSeq, a predicted model, not a curated record
GAUCAAUUUAUCCGAAUUGAUACAAAUCUCCCACCCGGCCACCUCUGCCUUCCUUCAAUCUCUACGGAGUACUUCCAUUCACUUCUGUGAGUUCUCUCACAUCAAGUCAUCAGUCUACUUCCCCUCUGAGAAACUCAGAACUUCAAACUUCAAUUCACCCUACCCCAAAUCAUCUGGGAAACAAUUAGAGUAACUUUUUCAUAGUAAAUGUCAGAUUAUCUUCCUCUUUGUCCUUCAAAAUGGAGGGCGAAACAGAAAAAAACAGAAAAGAUGACAAACACCCACCUAGCUACUCUUUGGAAUGGAGUCUAUGGCAACUUCUAGAUUCCAUACUACCAACCGGUGGUUUUGCACAUUCAUUCGGGCUCGAGGCAGCAAUACAAGCCCGUUUAGUCAACGACCCGGAAGACCUCCACACUUUCGUGAUCCAAGUUCUCCAAAAUACCGGGAGCUUACUACUCCCUUUCGUGUAUGCUACUACUAUAACACCCGACAUAAAAACUUGGCAUAAACUCGACAAAAUGUUGGAUGCAACGCUAACCAACGAGGUAGCUCGUAAAGCAUCAACUACACAAGGUUCAGCUCUUCUGAGAAUUGCUGCAGCCGUAUUUACAGAAUUACCCUCUUUAAAAACCAUGAGAGAACAGUCACUAGGAGGAGCUAUUUCUCUGCACCAUGCUCCAAUCUUCGGGCUUGUUUGUGGGCUUCUCGGGCUUUCUCCUGAUAUAUCCCAACGGGCUUACUUGUUUAUUACGUUAAGAGACGUGAUCUCUGCUGCAACGAGGCUGAAUUUGAUCGGGCCUCAGGCCGGGGCGGUUAUGCAGCACGCGGUGGGUUCUACUGCCGAGAAGGUUUUGAUGACGUGGAAGGAUCGUGACGUUGAAGAUGCAUGCCAAACUAUGCCAUUGAUUGAUGCUGUGCAGGGUUGCCAUGGCUACUUGUUCUCUAGAAUGUUCUGCUCAUAGGUGAAUUUGUUUACUUUAUUCCAAAUCAAUAAUUGUAUUGAGAAAUAGAUUGAUAAAUUAGCAUAUGGCAUAAUCGUAAAUAAAUAGAUUGAUAAAUUUGUUUACUUGUUCUCUGGAAUGUUCUGCUCAUAGAUAUUGUUAUUUAGUGGGCAUCUGGUUCAAAAAAAAGGAUGAUUGUCUAAUACAGUUGGUUGCUUGAUGAAGUUAUUUGUGUUA